This is a messenger RNA of Sphaeramia orbicularis (orbiculate cardinalfish), 2785 nucleotides long. RefSeq names its product cytochrome P450 3A30-like. The coding region runs from base 78 to 1577 and encodes 499 amino acids. The transcript has 13 exons. The record is from RefSeq and is a predicted model, not a curated record. NCBI's taxonomy places the organism in Eukaryota, Metazoa, Chordata, Actinopteri, Kurtiformes, Apogonidae. Gene Ontology annotation, molecular function: oxidoreductase activity, acting on paired donors, with incorporation or reduction of molecular oxygen; heme binding; iron ion binding.
UUCAGCGCAGAUGAAAUAAGAGGAUUUCCUUGUUUUCGUGUUGUCUACAUACAACUUUUCAGCUGAAAGAAGUCACCAUGUUUUCCUUUUUAAUGUUUUCUGCCACCACAUGGACUCUGCUGGCUCUGUUUUUCACUCUUCUGUGCCUGUAUAGCAUUUGGCCAUACAGGUUGUUCAGGAAACUGAGGAUUCCUGGACCAACACCUCUUCCUUUUGUUGGAACAAUGUUCUAUUUGUCAAAGGGACUUUUACCUUUUGACCUUAUGUGCAACGCCAAGUAUGGAGAUGUAUGGGGGCUUUAUGAUGGACGGCAGCCAGUCAUAAUGGUGGCAGACCCCGACAUUAUUAAGAGUGUCAUGGUGAAGGAGUGCUACACUGCGUUUACCAACCGCAGGGAAUCCACAUUUGCAGGUGCAUUUGGUGAUUCAAUUACAGCAGUUAAAGAUGAAAAGUGGAAAAGAAUCCGCAGCUCUUUAUCUCCAUGCUUCACCAGUGGACGACUGAAGCAGGUUUUUCCUAUUGUGGUUCGCUAUGCAGACCGACUGAUUAAGUCACUAGAAAAAAAGGAUUUGGAGGAAUCUAUCGAUGUUAAAGCAUUUGUUGCACCUUUCAGUUUAGAUGUUGUAACCAGUUCAUCCUUCAGCAUUGAAGCAGAUGGCAUAAACAAUCCAGAUGAUCCCAUUGCUGUUAAUGCAAAGAAUGUACUUAACUUCCGUUUCUGGCCAAUAUUUUUAUUGAUGGUAUUUCCCUUUGCUGGACGUCUGUUGGAUUAUCUUGGUGUUUCCCUGAUACCUAAAGAUAGUGUGGAUUUUUUCUACAACAUUAUUAGAAAAUUUAAACAGCAACAGCAUCGUGCACAUGAAUCUAGUCCAUCAGACUUUCUGCAGGUGAUGCUUCAGAAUGAAAUACCCAUGAAAGAGAUAAAACAGGAGGAAGAACAGCCAAGUAAAGGUUUGACUGAGAAUGAGAUCCUUGCCCAGGGUCUUAUUUUUAUCUUUGGGGGCUACGAGACCACCAGUGUCACUCUCUCCUACCUCCUGCACAAUCUGGCAACCAACCCUGAUGUGUUAAAGACCUUGCAUGAAGAAAUUGAUGCCAACAUACCGAAAGAUGCUCCAGUUACAUAUGAGAGUGUGGUCGGGCUUCAGUACCUGGAUCAGGUUCUCUGUGAGUCACAGCGUUUGACACCCACUGCUCCUCGGCUCGAGAGGAAUUGCAAAAAGACGGUGCAGAUCAAUGGCAUCACCAUCCCAGAGGGAACACUGGUUGGGAUACCUGUAGCUCUGUUGCACGUAGACCCGAGAUACUGGAGUGAACCUGAGCAUUUCAGACCUGAGAGGUUCAGUAAAGACAGUGUGGAGGAGGUGAAUCCAUAUGUGUACAUGCCGUUUGGGCUCGGUCCAAGAAACUGCGUCGGGAUGCGCUACGCUCUGCUCGUCAUGAAGAUGGUCGUUGUCCGUCUCCUGCAGAGUUACACUUUAGAAACAUGCAAAGACACUAUGAUACCACUUGUACUUGAUUGGAAGUCCCAGCCAAUAAAGCCCGUCAAACUAAAAUUUGUUCCAAGACAGAAAUAGUUAAGAAGAAGAAUCUCCAAAUAUAUCAGUCCUACAUACUUACUAACUUUAUGGUGAGACGUACAAUUUUCUAUUUGUGAUGAUAAAGAAAAUGCUUAUGAUAGGUACAGUAUACUCUCUAUAACUAACUUGUAUUGAUUUCAUGAAUGUAGGUUUUUAAUAUUUACAGACUCAUAAUCUCAGUAUCAGCUUGCCGUUUCCACUAGUCUCUUCCUUGAUCAAAAAUGCAUAAGUCUGCCAAACUGCAGCAGUCAGCUCUGUCCGGUGUUGUGCCAAGAUAUGUACCCCCACUCAGAAUUGUUUCCCCUGGCCAUGGGAGCAUAAUUGUGACUUUUUUAUCUCAUAAUUUUGACUUUUUAUUUCAUAAUUAUAACUUUUUAUCUCAUAAUUUUGACUUUUUAUCUCAUAAUUAUGUCUUACCAUGGGAAUUUUUUUUUCAGUGGCAGAAACAGGCUAUGUAUGGAAGCCUGUUUCCGCCACUGAAAAAAAAAUCCCCAUGGUGAGUCAUAAAUAUGAGAUAAAAAGUCAAAAUUAUGCUCCUGUGGUCAGCAAUUCUCAGCGGGGAUAGGUACCUUGGCAUAACACUGGAAUUUGUGUGAUGCCCAAGACACACAGACAGAGUCCACUUCCCUUUUUUAAUAUAAAUUUACAUGUGUUUUAUGUUGAGACAACACAUAAAAAUAUAUCAAUUUACUCAUGUAAUUUGACAGAGAAUACUAUUCUUAAUGUAUCUCACUAUGUCCAUGUAAGGUCAAAUUUUAAGACAAGCAAACAAGUUACAAAACUAAAAACAGCUAAUAUCGCCACAAGAUUUGAAUUUGUAACAUUGAUGAAAAUCUCUAAAACUGCCACAAAAUGGAAAUUUGAACAUCUUUAGCAAUAACCAGCAUUUGCAGCCAAAUAUGUAUUAUUUAAAACUGCAUAACACAUUAUAUAUUGACAAUGUAGUAAACUAAUAGUCACAACUUUCCAUUCUAACUUUGAACUUAUUCUCUUAAUCAUUCUUUAAUUUCAUCUUGUCCAGCUUUAACUGUAUUUGGAAUCUGUGUUGUUAUGCCCAGUUAUAUGCUCUUUGUCUCCAUCUAGUGGCCAUCUGAUAUUCACCACUAAUGGAUACUGUUAGAUUUCUCCUUGUAAACCUUUGCCUCAAUAAGAUAAGAUUACACAGUUGAUUGUAUGUGAAUAAACAUGACUUUAUUUACAUUGAA